Molecule: messenger RNA, 2264 nt
Organism: Morus notabilis
Lineage: Eukaryota; Viridiplantae; Streptophyta; Magnoliopsida; Rosales; Moraceae
Product: wall-associated receptor kinase-like 20
Exons: 3
Coding region: 113-1999 (628 amino acids)
Biological process (GO): protein phosphorylation; cell surface receptor signaling pathway
Cellular component (GO): plasma membrane
Molecular function (GO): protein serine/threonine kinase activity; ATP binding; polysaccharide binding
Source: RefSeq, a predicted model, not a curated record
UCUUCUAAAUUUCGGCAAAAACUUUGACAAAAACGUCUCACGACUCAUUUUAAGUACACCACACCACCAUUACACCAAUCAAACCAAAUCUUUGCAACUCCUCCCUCUCUCGAUGGCGAUGGUAACGUCGAAAAUCCUGCUCUUGACGGCGGCGCUACUGUCCCUUGCCGCCGUAACAGCACCCCUAACCACCUGCCCCGACUGCGGUUCCACAACCGUACCGUACCCUCUGAGCACCUCCCCAACCUGCGGGGACCAGUCCUACAAGAUCCGCUGCAACGGCAGCAAACUCCUCUUCGACACCCUCAACAACUCCUACCCGAUCACCUCUAUCUCCGGCCCCACCCAGCGCCUCGUGAUUUCGCCCUCGCCGCUCCUCCAAAACGCCUGCGUCGCAGAGGAUAUCCGCCACCAGGGCAUCCAGCUUAACAGCUCCCUCCCCUUCAACGUCACCAGCAGUAACACCAUCUUUUACCUCAACUGCUCCGACUCCCUCCUCCGCUCCCCGCUUAACUGCUCCUCCGCCAGCCUCUGCCACUCCUACAUCAACGAAACCGGCGGCGCGUGCGAGGACGCACAGCUCUGCUGCACGUUCAGAGCCGGCGGGUCGUCGACGUCGUACAUGAUUCGGGUUAGGGAGUCUGGCUGCAGCGCCUACACCAGCUUCGUGAAUCUGGACCCGGCCCGGCCCGUGGGUCAGUGGACCGAUCCAGGGGUGGAGAUCCAGUGGGUGUCGCCGAGGGAAUCCGUCUGUGCGGCCCAGUCAGACUGUGAUGCCCGGUCCACUUGCAGAACCGAUACGGCGAAUGGUGGUGGGGAACGGAGAUGCUUCUGUAACGAGGGGCUCGUGUGGGACCCAAUCAACGGAUUUUGUGCGGAAAAUGAUACGUGUCAAGAUCCUGACGGCUGUGACGAUUCAAAGCGGACUGCACUUAUAGCAGGCUUAACCUCCGGCAUAGGCGGAAUCCUUAUCGCCACAGUCAUCGCCGCUCUCCUCUACAGGCGUCACCGGCGCAUCAAGGAAGCACAAGAGCGUCUUACCAGAGAGCGGGAGGAGAUACUCAACGCCAAUGGCACCGGAAGAGCCGCAAAGGUCUUCACCGGCAAGGAGAUCAAGAAAGCAACCGACAACUUCGCCAAAGACCGCCUCCUCGGCUCCGGUGGCUACGGAGAAGUCUACAAAGGGUUCCUCCAAGACGGCACCACCGUGGCCAUCAAGUGCGCCAAGCUCGGCAACACCAAGGGAACCGACCAGAUCCUCAACGAGGUCCGCAUUCUCUGCCAGGUCAACCACCGCAGCCUCGUCGGCCUCCUUGGCUGCUGCGUCGAGCUGGAGCAGCCGAUCAUGGUCUACGAAUUCAUCGAAAACGGGACGCUCUUCGACCAUCUCCGACAACGAAAUGAUCAUCAUCUCUUAUGGGAAGACCGUCUCCGAAUCGCUCACGACACCGCGGAGGGACUCGCUUACCUCCACUUCUCCGCCGUCCCGUCAAUCUACCACCGCGACGUCAAGUCCAGCAACAUUCUCCUCGACGAGAAGAUGAACGCCAAAGUCUCCGAUUUCGGUCUCUCCAGGCUGGCUCACGCGGAUUUGAGCCAUGUCUCGACUUGUGCUCAGGGCACUCUCGGAUAUCUCGAUCCCGAGUAUUACCGGAACUACCAGUUGACCGAUAAGAGCGAUGUUUAUAGCUUCGGAGUCGUGUUGUUGGAGCUCUUGACGUCUCAGAAAGCCAUAGAUUUCAGUAGAGAAUCGGAUGAUGUGAAUUUGGCGGUUUAUGUGCAGAGAAUGGUGGCAGAGGAGAUGUUGAUGGAGGCCGUGGAUCCGAAUUUGAAAGAAGGAGCGAGUGAUUUGGAGAGAGAUACGAUGAAGGCAAUUGGGUUUUUGGCUGUGGGGUGCUUGGAGGAGAGAAGGCAGAAUAGGCCUUCAAUGAAGGAAGUUGCUGAGGAGAUUCAGUAUAUUAUGAGUAUUGCCAAGGCCAAUAAGGUUGUGGAGAACUAAACUAGCUUUAAGUUUAAUUUAUGUUUGUUUGUAAUUGUGUGUGACAAGAGUGAUUUUUGUUGUUAGGGUGUUUAGUUUGAGGGUAGAUUUUAUGUAUAUGAAGUAGUAAUGUUUUGUCUGUGAAUAUAUGGAGGAUGAAAAGUUAGUGCUUAGAGUUGAGAUUUGAUGUUAAUUUGUUUUAAUUAAGUGGAAUGAGAAGAUGGUAUUAGACGGUAGAUUUGAUUGGUGGGGUUAAAUACUCUUUCAGCUCUUGAUUUGUACAAAC